This is a messenger RNA of Mobula hypostoma (lesser devil ray), 739 nucleotides long. RefSeq names its product snaclec coagulation factor IX/factor X-binding protein subunit B3-like. The record is from RefSeq and is a predicted model, not a curated record. NCBI's taxonomy places the organism in Eukaryota, Metazoa, Chordata, Chondrichthyes, Myliobatiformes, Myliobatidae. The transcript has 6 exons. Bases 73 to 600 code for a protein of 175 amino acids. Gene Ontology annotation, molecular function: signaling receptor activity.
GAGGUGCAUCAGGAUUGGAAAUCUAAUUCUCACAGACAUCUGGGAGAAAGAGAGAGGUUUGACGGAAGAAACAUGAUGCUGGUGUCGGUUUUGGUGGUGACUGCACUGCUCGUCAGUGAUGUGGCAGGGAUGGACAAUUCCACGGAAGUGGAGGAGGCUCUGCGGGCCUUUGGACCAUUGAAAAAAGGACGUUGUGAGAAUGGCUGGUAUGAAUAUCAGCCGACAAAGUCCUGUUACCGGUGUUUUACAACUUCAAAAAAAUGGAGAGAUGCUGAGAUUUUCUGCAACACACAGAAACAUUUUGGAAACUUGGCAUCUGUGACCUCAUGUGACCACAACGAGUUCAUUUCCAAGGUGGUGCGUGCGGUGACCCGUAGCAUACGACCAGUUUGGAUUGGGUUGAAGGACUAUUGCAAGAACGGGAAUUUCUUGUGGAGUGAUGAAUCUACCAUCAGAUACCUGAACUGGGGUGAGGGAAGCCCAGUGACACCCAACUAUCGUUAUUACUGUGCGUACACCAACUAUAGGAGCCGUGGUGUUUGGAGAAAUGCUAACUGCAACACCAGAGCAUACUAUGUCUGUGCCUAUGUAUAUCACUAAAUCUGGAAGACUCCUGAUUCAUCCACUCGUCCUUUCCAGCUGUGGACUCGGUGCCUUGAUUUCUUUGUAGCUGCUCUCAUUCUCUGUGCUGACUGCGCUCUGUUAAUUUCUCAAUAAAUAAUAAAGGGAAUUGCAUCCU